UUACCGGAAGUAUAAAUUUGAUCCCUAUUCACCCGGAAGUAUUUAACCUCCUACGAAAACGGCAUCAGACGAUAAAUAAUAAUAAUGGGAGUUACUUGUGUGUGCCAGGUGCCGGUGGCAGAAGGGAAGAGUGUGCAGCAGACUGUGGACAUGGUGCACAAGAAACUAGAGCAGCUGGGAGCUGCGAAACAGGGCAGCUUCUGUGUCGACUGUGAGACGUACCAUGCGACUGGAAGUGUCAGCGGUCAGCCUUCCAAGCUCUUAUAUGUGAUGCACAACUCAGAAACCCCCCUAAGUUGCAUGGCUCUAUUUGAGAACGGACCCUGCCUGGUAGCAGACGGCAACUUUGACGUUCUCAUGGUGAAGCUAAAGAGCCACUUCCAGAAUGCCAAGGGCCACAAAGUAGAAUGCCGAGGCUCACGAUUCCGCUACUGCGACUUUCUCAUCAAAGUUGGCACAGUGACCAUGAGCUCGAGUGCCAGAGGAAUAUCAGUAGAGGUGGAAUAUUGUCCCUGUGUGGUUCCUGGGGACUGCUGGAAUCUAAUGAAGGAGUUCAUGCAAUCAUUCCUGGGCCCCAGCGUCCCAGAGCUGCCAUCUGCGUUUGCUGCUAAGCCUGAAGGCAUUUUUGCACCAGCCGACUGCGUUGACACCAUGACGCAGUACCUGGAGUUGUUCAACAAACUGCGGAAACUGCAAAUUCAAGGGAAUAAUGUGCGUUGAAUUGCCGAUCAUAAGGGAGAAAGAUUGUUUUGUUAUAUUCCUAAAAAUGUUCAUCAAUUCUGGUCCUGUGGAUCAAGAUGCUAUUCUGGUGUCUUUAUUUUUAUUGCUCUAGCCUUAACAUCAUUUAUAAAUCUUUUUGGUGGACAUGUCUUGUAUUAAAAAGACUUGUGAAGAAAAAAAAAAAAAUCAAAA
Syngnathus typhle (broad-nosed pipefish) is the source of this 912-nucleotide messenger RNA. RefSeq names its product mediator complex subunit 20 (gene med20). The record is from RefSeq and is a predicted model, not a curated record. Gene Ontology annotation, molecular function: transcription coactivator activity. Gene Ontology annotation, biological process: regulation of transcription by RNA polymerase II. Gene Ontology annotation, cellular component: mediator complex. The transcript has 4 exons. Lineage: Eukaryota; Metazoa; Chordata; Actinopteri; Syngnathiformes; Syngnathidae. The coding region runs from base 85 to 720 and encodes 211 amino acids.